Molecule: messenger RNA, 8209 nt
Organism: Choloepus didactylus (southern two-toed sloth)
Lineage: Eukaryota; Metazoa; Chordata; Mammalia; Pilosa; Megalonychidae
Gene: SVIL
Product: supervillin
Exons: 40
Coding region: 720-7298 (2192 amino acids)
Biological process (GO): cytoskeleton organization; actin filament severing; barbed-end actin filament capping
Cellular component (GO): actin cytoskeleton; cytoplasm
Molecular function (GO): phosphatidylinositol-4,5-bisphosphate binding; actin filament binding
Source: RefSeq, a predicted model, not a curated record
CACGCGCUCCGAGCCACUCAGCGCGCCCGGCGGCCGACCCCGGGGGCCUAUAAUUAAUCCACCGCGCUGGCCCGCGGCGCGGAGACGCUGGGGAAGGAGGCGCCGGGUCAGCCCUGACACACCUCGCCAACUUGCUCCGUUCGGCGAGUUGGACUGGGCCGGACGUUCUUGGCCCGACAGCGAGCUCCAGCAGGGAGCCCGCCGCCGCCUCCGCCGAGGUCCCGGGCCAGGGUGCGCCCCUCGGGCGGGUGCCGCGGCCGGGAGCGCAGUGCGGACGCCGGGGCCCGGGCAGGUGUGCGGGGCGUUGGUGCCGGAGCGGGCCGAGGAGAUUCCAGCUGCAUUGGAGACUGGUCUUUUUCUAAGGUUAAAGGAGAAGAUUGUGAAGGGAUAGUGAAUUCUCUUUGAGUUUCAAGUAACAGAAUAAGAGGGAGAGCUCAAGCAGAUGACCUUGAGAGCUGUGAUGUGAAGACUCUGAAGUCAUUCCAUGUGUGAAGCCAUGAUUUAAAUAUCUGCAUUAAGAUUUCAACAAGAGAAAUUUAAGCUUCUUUGGAUUCCCAUGUCAAAGAAAAGUUCCAAGCUUUCAGAGAGAGUUUUCACUUGAAGAUAAAGAACAACUUGCUAACAGCAAAAGAGAAAUUGAUGUUAAGCUUUUAGCUGCACUUCCUAAAGUUGCAGAAUUAAGAAAAAUCUUUGAGCCAAAGAGGAAAGAAUUCUUAGAAAUGAAAAGAAAAGAAAGAAUUGCCAGGCGCCUAGAGGGAAUCGAAAAUGAUGCCCAGCCCAUCCUCUUGCAGAGCUGCACAGGGCUGGUGACCCACCGCCUGCUGGAGGAGGACACACCCAGAUACCUGCGGGCCACGGACCCGUCCAGCCCCCACAUAGGCCGAUCAAAUGAAGAGGAAGAAGUGUCUGAUUCUUCUUUAGAAAAGCAAACGCGCUCUAAAUUCUGCACCGAAACACCCGGCCUCCACGGUGAUUCACCCUAUGGCUCAGGAGCCAGGAACACCCAGGGUCUUGAGUCCAAAGCGGAAAGAAUAGCGAGGUACAAGGCAGAAAGGAGACGGCAACUUGCAGAAAAGUAUGGGUUGACUCUGGAUUCCGAUGCAGACUCCGAGUAUUUUUCUCGAUAUACCAAGUCCAGGAAGGAUCCUGAUGUUGUUGAGAAAAGGGGAGGGAAGAGCGACAAGCAGGAAGAUGCAGGCAAAGAUUCGGGUCCUCUGUACUCCAGGGCUGAGACCCAGGGGCUCAGGCCCGGGGCAAGUGAAUCCAAGAGCUACGCCUUCCGUGGCAGUGAUGGUGUUUCCGACAAGGAGGCACUGCUGACCGUGGAGACCCAAAGACCAGCUCAAGAGCCGGGCGCCACCAGGCAGGCCCACGACCCACCUCCAGCAGCCGAGAGUCCCUCGUCCUUCUCGUUCUCCGCCCGAGACUCCUCGUUCAGCGAAGUGCCAAGGUCUCCGAAGCAAAUGCCCAGGGCACCCCUCUCUUCCCUGAAGCAGCCGGCCUCGCCGAGCCCCUCUGUGGGGGACCCGCCAUCACACACAGAGACUCGAGCCAGUCCAGGGAAGCUCAAACAUGAGUGGUUUCUGCAGAAAGAUUCCGAAGGGGACACACCCUCGCUUAUCAACUGGCCGUCCAGAGUUAAAGUUAGAGAAAAAUUGGUGAAAGAGGAAAGUGCUCGCAGCAGCCCCGAAUUUGCCUCAGAGCCCUUAACUCAGAGGAGACACCAGCCGGUGCCAGUCCAUUUCCUGCCCUUUCAGUCAGAAAGCUCUGCCUUCGAUAGGGUCACAAGCAGAGCAGCCAGCUCGGCCCGGCAGCCCAUCCGCGGCUACAUCCAACCAGCAGAGCCCGUGCACGCUGCCAAAAUGGUGCCCGCAGAAAAGCCGGACGGUGCAUCCGAGUGCGGCUGGGUGGGAUCAACUCCCCAGAACGUAAUGAACCCCCCCACCCCGAAGGUCGUAGAAGGUGAGAGAAGGGGUACCCCGGUUCUCCAUAUUUGCGAAUCGCAAGCAGAAGAUGACAUGCUCUUGGCUGAAGCUCUCGAGAAAAGCAGGAAAUCACUCUUGACUCUGGAGGAUCCUGGGCUUGUGAGAAGCCACGAAGAACCCUCCGGAAACGAGGACUUUGAUAAACCCGCCACUGGCACAGUCACCCUAGAACAUCAGGAGGAGCAAGAAAGGCUUCCACACCCACCAGAAGUGCUGCCCCCACCCGCUGAGCGAAUGGGCAGGAGUGAGAUGGUUUUCUAUGUUCAGAAUGAGCCCGUGUCCCAAGACACCAAACUGGCAGGUCAGAGAAAGGAAGUUUCUAGGAAGAAGCACAAGGUCCUCACCCGCUCCCUCUCUGAUUACACUGGCCACCCACCGCUACAGGCCUUCAAGGGUAAGGACCCAGUUCCCCAGCGCGAGCCAGAGCCCCAGGGCUCCAAAGCCGAAGGGCCCUGUGCAGAAGUCGGUAUGGUGGACACCAAGGUCUCCGUCGCCCAGCUCCGAAAUGCAUUUCUGGAGUCAGUCAAUGCCAGCAAGAAACCCAAACUCCCGUCACGGGUUGAGAGCUCGACCGAAGGAGUUGGCUUGCCCACCGGUAUGGAACGGGAGAGAGGGUCCCGGAAGCCAAGACGCUAUUUUUCUCCUGGUGAAAGUAGAAAAACUUCUGAGAGAUUUAGAACUCAACCUAUAACCUCAGCAGAACGAAAGGAAUCAGAUAGGUCUGCUUCACAUUUAGAAAUGCCAACUGCCGAAGAAGAAGAGAAGGUAGAUGAACGAGCCAAACUGAGUGUCUCUGCCAAGAGGCUCCUUUUCAGGGAAAUGGAAAAGUCAUUUGAUGAGAAAAGUGUUCCCAAACGACGCUCCCGAAACGCAGCCGUGGAGCAAAGGCUGCGCCGCCUGCAGGACAGAUCCCACACCCAGCCCGUCACCACCGAGGAGGUGGUUGUGGCCGCCACAUUACAGGCAUCUGCUCACCAAAAGGCUUUAGCAAGGGACCAGGCAAACGAGGCCAAAGAGUCUGUCGACCAAGGCGAACCUGAUUCCUCCACUCUUAGCUUAGCAGAGAAGCUGGCCUUGUUUAACAAAUUGUCCCAGCCGGUCUCAAAGGCGAUUUCUACCCGAAACAGAAUAGACAUGCGGCAGAGGCGGACGAACGCUCGCUACCAGACGCAGCCAGUCACGCUGGGAGAGGUGGAGCAGGUACAAAGUGGAAAGCUCAUUCCCUUCUCGCCUAUGGUUAACACAUCCGUAUCCACUGUGGCAGCCACGGUCACUCCAAUGUACGCAGGAGACCUGCGGACAAAGCCUUCUGUCGAUGACAUUACAAGUGCCACCAGCUAUAAACUUCCUUCUUCAGUAGAAAACCCGGACUCUCAAGUUAGAAGCAUUCUGAAAUCACAAGCCUGGCCACCUUUGGCAGAGGAUAGUGGGAAUAAAGGAACCUGGAGAGAAUUUGGAGAGACAGAAAGCAGGAGAGUCUUGACAGGUGGAGACAGUGGAGUUACAAAGUACGGGACCCCGGAGGAAGCAGAACCAGCCUAUCCCCUCCCUGCUAGAGUCAGGGAAGGAGACGCUCUUAAGGAACCUAAGUACGCUGUUCCAAAAAAAGACAGCAUGGAACUACCUAAUCCUCCCAUAGCCCAUCUUCGUGAUGAACUCAAGGAAUUUUCCACUGCACAAGGGAGCCCGGACUGGGAAGACAGGCCAUCCUUUGAAGAGAAGGUGGAUGUAGAGACUGUCACAAAAAGGAAGUUUUCUCUAAGAGCGGCCGAGCGCACGGAGCCCGUGUGGGAGCCUGAGGGCGAGCCGCCGGGCCCCGCAGCCAGGAGGACGGCUGCUCAGAAGACCGCAAGCCCGGGGUCCUGGAAGCAGCAGGAGUCCUUCGAACAGCCCCAAGAGGCGUCCUAUAAGAGUCCCUGUGCCAUGUUUGCUGCCGGAGAGAUCCAGGCGCCAGCGAUGGAAGGCGUCUUCGACUCACCCAGCAAGACGAUGUCCAUUAAAGAAAGAUUGGCACUGUUGAAGAAAAGUGGUGAGGAAGACUGGAAGAACAGACUUAACAGAAAGCAGGAGUAUGGCAAACUGUCUGUCAGCGGUAGCUUGCAUAUACAAGAAGCAGAACCGUCACUCAAGAAGAAGGAAGAAGGAGGAUUUACAGAUGAUAAUGCCAUUUCUAAUCUGCUUUGGUGGGCCACAGACAGUCGGGAGAGCCAGAUGACCAUCGAGGAGCGGAAGCACCUCAUCACCGUGAGGGAAGAGGCCUGGAAGACAAAAGGCAAAGGGGCAGCCAACGACUCCACCCAGUUCACUGUUGCAGGCAGAAUGGUGAAGAAAGGUUUGGCCUCACCUACUGCCAUAACUCCAGUUGCUUCCCCUAUUUGCAAUAAAACUAGGGGCACCACCCCAGUUUCCAAACCCCUGGAAGAUAUCGAAGCCAGACCAGACAUGCAGUUAGAAUCUGACCUGAAGCUGGACAGGCUGGAAACCUUCCUGAGAAGGCUGAAUAACAAAGUUGGUGGGAUGCAAGAAACCAUGCUCACCGUCACCGGCAAGUCUGUGAAGGAGGUGAUGAAGUUGGACGAUGAUGAAACCUUUGCCAAAUUCUACCGCAGUGUGGAUUACACUGCACCAAGAAGCCCUGUGGAGCUAGACGAGGACUUCGAUGUUAUUUUCGAUCCUUAUGCACCCAAGCUGACGUCGUCUGUGGCGGAGCACAAGCGCGCAGUCAGGCCCAAGCGCCGGGUCCAGGCUUCCAAAAACCCCCUGAAAAUGCUGGCAGCCAGAGACGACCUUCUCCAGGAGUACACGGAGCAGAGGCUCAACGUGGCUUUCGUGGAGUCCAAGCGGAUGAAAGUAGAAAAGAUGUCCCCCAACUCCAACUUCUCAGAAGUGACUCUGGCCGGGUUAGCCAGUAAAGAAAACUUCAGCAGCGUCAGCCUGCGGAGCGUCAACCUGACGGAACAGAAUUCUAACAACAGCGCGGUGCCCUACAAGAAGCUGAUGCUGUUGCAGGUUAAAGGGAGAAGACACGUGCAGACAAGGCUGGUCGAACCACGAGCUUCGUCUCUGAACAGUGGGGACUGCUUCCUCCUCUUGUCUCCCCAUUACUGCUUCCUGUGGGUAGGAGAGUUUGCCAAUGUCAUAGAAAAGGCUAAGGCCUCUGAACUGGCAACUCUGAUUCAGACGAAGCGGGAACUCGGUUGUAGAGCUACUUACAUCCAGACUAUCGAAGAAGGAAUUAAUACACACACCCAUGCAGCCAAAGACUUCUGGAAGCUCCUGGGAGGUCAAACCAGUUACCAGUCUGCUGGAGACCCAAAAGAAGAUGAAUUGUAUGAAACGGCCAUAAUAGAAACAAACUGCAUUUACCGUCUGAUGGAUGACAAGCUUGUUCCUGAUGACGACUACUGGGGGAAGAUUCCCAGGUGCUCCCUUCUGCAGCCAAAAGAGGUGCUGGUGUUUGAUUUUGGUAGUGAAGUUUACGUGUGGCAUGGAAAAGAGGUCACGUUGGCACAACGAAAAAUAGCAUUUCAGCUGGCAAAACACUUAUGGAAUGGAACCUUUGACUACGAGAACUGUGACAUCAAUCCGCUGGAUCCUGGAGAAUGCAACCCACUAAUUCCCAGGAAGGGACAGGGGAGGCCUGACUGGGCAAUAUUUGGGAGACUUACUGAGCACAACGAGACUAUUCUGUUCAAAGAAAAAUUUCUUGAUUGGACUGAACUGAAGAAACCUAACGAGAAGAACGGUGGUGAACUUGUCCAGCAGAAGGAAGAGCCCAGGGCCGAAGCCAAGCCCUACGACGUGUCACAGAUGGUUCCCGUGCCCCCGGCGGCGGCCGGCACCGUCCUGGACGGCGUGAACGUCGGCCGAGGCUAUGGCCUGGUGGAGGGCGACGACAGGAGGCACUUUGAGAUCGCCAGCAUCGCCGUGGACGUCUGGCACAUCCUGGAAUUCGACUACAGCAGGCUCCCCAAACAGAGCAUCGGGCAGUUCCACGAGGGGGACGCCUAUGUGGUCAAGUGGAAGUACAUGGUGAGCACUUCAGUGGGAAGUCGGCAAAAGGGAGAGCCUUCGGGGAGGGUGGCCGGCAAAGAGAAGUGUGUCUACUUCUUCUGGCAAGGCCGGCACUCGACGGUGAGUGAGAAGGGGACGUCAGCUCUGAUGACGGUGGAGCUGGAUGAAGAGAGGGGUGCCCAGGUGCAGGUUCUCCAGGGGAAAGAGCCCCCGUGUUUUCUGCAGUGUUUCCAAGGAGGAAUGGUGGUGCACGCAGGGAGACGGGAAGAGGACGAAGAAAACGCACAGAGUGAGUGGCGGCUGUACUGCGUCCGAGGAGAAGUUCCCAUGGAGGGGAAUUUGCUGGAAGUUGCAUGUCACUGUAGUAGCCUGAGGUCCAGGACGUCCAUGGUCGUUCUCAACGUGAAUAAAGCCCUCAUCUACCUGUGGCACGGCUGCAAAGCACAAGCCCACACGAAGGAGGUGGGCAGGACUGCCGCAAAUAAAAUAAAGGAGCAAUGCCCCCUGGAAGCAGGACUGCACAGUAGCAGCAAGGUUACCAUACACGAGUGCGAGGAGGGGUCCGAGCCCCUGGGCUUCUGGGACGCCCUGGGGAGGCGAGACAGGAAGGCCUACGACUGCAUGCUUCAAGAUCCGGGGAACUUUAACUUCACACCCCGCCUGUUCAUCCUCAGCAGUUCCUCCGGAGAUUUCUCAGCCACGGAGUUCAUGUAUCCUGCCCGGGACCCCUCCGUAGUGAACUCUAUGCCCUUCCUGCAGGAAGACCUGUACAGCGCACCUCAGCCAGCACUCUUCCUGGUGGACAACCACCACGAGGUCUACCUCUGGCAAGGCUGGUGGCCGAUGGAGAGCAAGAUCGCCGGCUCCGCCCGCAUCCGCUGGGCCUCGGACCGCAAGCGUGCUAUGGAAACGGUGCUGCAGUACUGCAGGGGGAAAAACCUCAAGAAGCCGCCCCCCAAGUCCUACCUUAUCCAUGCGGGGCUGGAGCCACUGACCUUCACCAACAUGUUCCCCAGCUGGGAGCACAGGGAGGACAUUGCGGAAAUCACGGAGAUGGAUACAGAAGUUUCUAACCAGAUCACCCUCGUGGAGGACGUCCUGGCCAGGCUCUGCAAGACCAUCUACCCACUGGCUGACCUCCUGGCCCGGCCACUCCCCGAAGGCGUCGACCCUCUAAAGCUUGAAAUUUACCUGACCGAUGAAGACUUUGAGUUUGCACUAGACAUGACCAGAGCAGAGUACAGCGCCCUGCCCUCCUGGAAGCAGGUAAACCUGAAGAAAGCCAAAGGUCUGUUCUGAGCACCACACCUGUUGCCGGGAGAGAGAGCAGGCGGGACCCCUGCCGUCACCUCCAGUACCGUUGGACCAGGAAAAUGGCAUUUUUUUUUUUUUUGGACUGGUAUUUUUAAAAAAUAUAUUUUUUAAUCAGAGUUUUCAGAACCUGACGUUAUUAGCUCUACCCACCUGUCCUGGAGUUGUGCAUUUUGUAAAUGUUUCAGAGAACUCUUUGGAAACGCUCUCCGCCACCCAGCAGGUGAUGUUAAUAAAAGUCUCUUUGAUGUGCACUUCAGCCGGGGGUGCUCGGCAGCAGCUGCAGUCCUGCCCUCUUAUCCCAGCCAGGCGUUGCCUAUUUUUUUUUGAAGCAGUUCUCUUUAUAAAGUGUUAUUUUCAUAGUUUGUGGAUUCUAAAAUAUAUAUAUAUUUAUAUAAACACCAUAUAAAUCGCGUACAUAUUUAACAAAGCAAUAUGUAUUCAUUCACUUUUCAGAUCUCUUUGGUGUCAAAAUCAUAUUAAAAAGUAGAUGGAGUUGCUUCUAUUGAAUUAGCUCUCCCACCAAUGCGUAUCUUUACACACGUUCAGAAACAUUACCUUCAGCAUUAAGCCUGACUUGUUCUGAGUACUGCCGCAGGUGCUAAAAUGAACAAAGAAUCUGUACGUAAUGGCAUGGAAUCUUUAAGAAUCUAUGCGAAUCCACCUUUCUACCUUAAUAUCUCCCAAAAAAAAAAUGUAUAGUGCCUUGUUUUUAUGUACAGUUUAUAUACAGAAAAGUUUGGUCUGCAUUUUUGAUGAUGGUUUGGAACAUUAUCUACGAUUUUACUCUAAAAUAGUAGAAAUAAAGACAUCUCAAUUUCUAAUACCUGUUGUAAACAUGAAACACGUCUCUUUGGAAUAUCGGACUCCAAAAUAAAAGCUUCAGAAUAAACACAAAA